Scleropages formosus (Asian bonytongue) is the source of this 2139-nucleotide messenger RNA. It is a transcript of the gene sumo2a, whose product is annotated as small ubiquitin like modifier 2a. The transcript has 4 exons. NCBI's taxonomy places the organism in Eukaryota, Metazoa, Chordata, Actinopteri, Osteoglossiformes, Osteoglossidae. Bases 134 to 421 code for a protein of 95 amino acids. Gene Ontology annotation, molecular function: protein binding. The record is from RefSeq and is a predicted model, not a curated record.
CCUUUCCGAGAGCACAAUGAUGCGCGAGCCGUCGUGCUCGCGCACGCACAAGUAGUCUAUAGAAUGCGAUUUGUGCGUGCGCGCACCCGCAAACUCUUUGUGUGGUGGCGCAGAGAAACGCGGAGGAAAAGCCAUGGCGGACGAAAAACCCAAGGAAGGAGUGAAGACAGAAAACAAUGACCACAUCAACCUGAAGGUGGCAGGACAGGAUGGAUCGGUGGUACAGUUCAAGAUCAAGAGGCACACACCCCUCAGCAAGCUCAUGAAGGCAUACUGUGAGAGACAGGGAUUAACGAUGCGACAGAUUCGAUUCCGCUUCGACGGACAGCCUAUCAAUGAGACAGACACGCCUGCACAGUUGGAAAUGGAGGAUGAGGAUACAAUUGAUGUCUUUCAGCAACAGACAGGAGGCCUCUACUAAAUGAAUAAAGCGUUCCAAGCUCUUCACGUUCACCCUUGCUCCCCCGAUACCGUUCCUUCUCAAACUCUCCCGACUUUGAGCACAAAAUGAAUUCCAUACAGAGUUAGGGCUUUCACCGUUACACAUAUACUGUUGUAUAGUGUAUUAAGUUUUGCUUUUUGCUCCUUUUUACAUUAUCGACUGUCAGAACAUGCUUCAGAAGUGGUCCAUGAAGACUACAGUUAACCAGCGACUGAGCCCCAAAGUUGUGGAUAAGAAGUGUCUUUUGCAAGAGGAAAACCCAGUAAAUUAUUUUAUCUCAUUCAUACUGGGAAUGAGAUUUGCUGGUUGGCAGACUGUUUGUUGUAUUUGUUGCAAAAGAUGGGUUUUAUAUGUUUUUUAUAUCGUAGUAAUGUUUAGAAUAAAACAUGUCAAAAUUAGUUUGAUUUGGCCAUGUUUCAAAUAAAAAAGCCCUGAAAAUGGCAUUCAGUUAAGCUAAAGAUCUGUAUUGUUUUAAUAAAUUUCUUGUUAAAAUAAAAGGAAUGUUCUUUUUUGCUGUAUGUGAAAUACAAGCAGUUCCAGGUGUAAAGGUUUCUUUUUCCUCCUAGUUUACACUGUCACUAUUCAGCAAUUUAUGUGAUAUAUAUAUAUAGUAUUAUGCUGUUUUACUUUGAUUCAUUGCAUAAUCAUGGUUACCUUUGUUUCUGAGCAGAAUUCAUACAGUAUUAAGUGGUACACAGUUCUCUGCAUUUCUUAUGUCAGUGUUGGAACUGUUAAAACAUUUUUGGAUUGUUAGAAAAAGAUUUUAGGAGGGAUAAUUGUUUCCUGUAUUAUAACACAUUAGAUACUGGAUCCUUUCAGUCUGCCUGUUCCAGUGCAACCUGUUCUCAUCUGGGCUACUGAAUCCAGUAUUCUGCUUAAAUGGUUCUGUUGGGAAACAUGACAGUCAUUGACAAAGUAUCACUGUUUUAGGCUACAGUCUAAAAUAAUGCAACUAAAAAUCUAGUAGUGAGUUUCUUCUGGAGUAUGUCUACCAUUAUAUUUUAUACUUAAUUUGACAUUUCUUUUUACUAUGUUUGCAUACUUGCACAUCUUGUGUUUUUAUGGGGUUUUUUUUAUUAUUGUUACAUUGGCUGUAGUGUACAAAGGUCCCAGUCCCAGCUACACUAAAGUAGUAGAAGUUCAUGCUGAACUUCAUGUUUAGCAGCCAGAAUUGCAUGGAAUUUGUGCACUAACAUCUCAUACUUUAUAACCUUGUCUUUUGAAAAGGUACAAUUCAUAUUUUUUCAAGGUGAAAGGAUACUAAACGAGAACAUUGUUACCGCUAUUGAUAAAUAGGCCUUUUAAAGCUAUUUUGGCCUAUUAAUAUGCAACAUUUGUAUAUCAACAUUCGAAACAAUUCUUGGCAUUAAUGAAUAGUUUGACAUAAGUUUAACAUUUAAGAAUAAUUGCACCAAUUGAAGUUGGGUGAAAAACUGAAUCUGUAACAUGGUAUAUGCUUUGUAUGAAGUAAAUAUAAACAUUUACAUUGAGCAAUAUAUUCAGACAUUUAUAAUGCACCAUAAUUACAAGCUUUGCUCAAGGCCUUAUUCACAUUGUCUCACUUUCUGUUAUGAAAGACACAGGUAACACCACAAGUUCUUGGAUGCAUAUUUAAAUUUUUUUAAAGUGUGUUUGCUGAGUGAUCAGCGUGUAGACAUGGAUUUAUCUUCCAAAUAAAUGUAAGAUCUAUAAUUCUU